Molecule: messenger RNA, 249 nt
Organism: Mesorhabditis belari
Lineage: Eukaryota; Metazoa; Nematoda; Chromadorea; Rhabditida; Rhabditidae
Source: the annotation of a GenBank genome assembly
AUGCUUCAAUUUUUCCAAAACUACUUGCGAGAAUAUGGCGGAAUCAGUGAACAAGAGGUGCCAGGGAAAUCACAGGAAAUGUUGAGGGAAACUCUUCCUUUCGUGCCAGUGUCUCACUUCUUCUGGGGUGUCUGGGCACUUCUCCAAUUCGAGGUCUCCCCAGUUGGAUUUGGUUUUGCGGAUUACGCCCGUGAUCGCUUAGGCUUGUACUUCAAGAGUCGUCAUUUGAUGGACAGUCUCAACCCAAUC